Molecule: messenger RNA, 1458 nt
Organism: Myotis daubentonii (Daubenton's bat)
Lineage: Eukaryota; Metazoa; Chordata; Mammalia; Chiroptera; Vespertilionidae
Product: erythroid transcription factor-like
Biological process (GO): cell fate commitment; negative regulation of transcription by RNA polymerase II; positive regulation of transcription by RNA polymerase II
Cellular component (GO): nucleus
Molecular function (GO): zinc ion binding; RNA polymerase II cis-regulatory region sequence-specific DNA binding; DNA-binding transcription factor activity, RNA polymerase II-specific
Source: RefSeq, a predicted model, not a curated record
AUGAAUACGGCCUCAGAAGAUUCCUAUGCAAGAGGCACCUUCCUCGAGAACAUCAGCGCACAGCGACUGAGUCCGGACCUGUUGAUGCUGGGGCCUGCAGAGCCUUCCUCCAUCCCUGUCCCCAGCAGUGCCUACGGGCCCCCCGACUUUCCUAGGAGCUUCUUUCCUCUAACCAGAAGCCCCCCCAAUCCAGCCGUCUAUUCCUCCCCCAACCUCCAAGGAACCCUGCCCCUGUCCACCUGUGAGGCCUGGGAUUGUGCGCCAUGCAGGGUGGUUCUGAGACGGUGUGAUAGCCUGUGUACCAGGCACAGCGACAGUCCGGCAGGGCGAAAGUCCGGCAGAGCGAAAGCCGCUCCACAGUGCUACCUGUGCAAUGCCGGUGGUCAGACGAUGACUAGGCAGCACAAGCCCCAAAGGCGCCCGAAGGUCAGCAAGCGUGCAGGUGCCCAGUGCACCAACUGCCAGACAACCAUCACGGCAGUGUGGCGGCUGAAUGCUAAUAGAGACCCCGUGUGCAAUGCCUGCGGCAUUUAUUACAAGCGACACCAGGCCUCAGAAGAUUCCUAUGCAAGAGGCACCUUCCUCGAGAACAUCAGCGCACAGCGACUGAGUCCGGACCUGUUGAUGCUGGGGCCUGCAGAGCCUUCCUCCAUCCCUGUCCCCAGCAGUGCCUACGGGCCCCCCGACUUUCCUAGGAGCUUCUUUCCUCUAACCAGAAGCCCCCCCAAUCCAGCCGUCUAUUCCUCCCCCAACCUCCAAGGAACCCUGCCCCUGUCCACCUGUGAGGCCUGGGAUUGUGCGCCAUGCAGGGUGGUUCUGAGACGGUGUGAUAGCCUGUGUACCAGGCACAGCGACAGUCCGGCAGGGCGAAAGUCCGGCAGAGCGAAAGCCGCUCCACAGUGCUACCUGUGCAAUGCCGGUGGUCAGACGAUGACUAGGCAGCACAAGCCCCAAAGGCGCCCGAAGGUCAGCAAGCGUGCAGGUGCCCAGUGCACCAACUGCCAGACGACCAUCACGGCAGUGUGGCGGCUGAAUGCUAAUAGAGACCCCGUGUGCAAUGCCUGCGGCAUUUAUUACAAGCGACACCAGGUGAACCGACCACGGACCGUGCAGAAGGGUGGUAUAAAGUCUAGAAAACCCAGGCCAUCACAGAAAGAAAAGAAGCCAGUGUCGAGCCUGGGAGGCACAGGACCCGCUGAUGCUCCGGCUGGUGGCUUCAUGGUGGUGGCUGGGGGCAGCGAUGGUGGGAAUUGUGGGGAAGUGGCCUCAGGCUGGAGAUUGGGCCCACCUGAUACUGCCCAUCUCUACCAAGGCCCGGGCCCCGAGGUGCUGUCAGGGCCUGUCAGCCACCUCAUGCCUUCCCCCGGGCCCCUGUUGGGUUCACCCAGAGGCGCCUUCCCCACAGGCCCCAUGCCUCCCGCCACCACCAGCACUGUGGAGGCGCCACUCAGCCCAUGA